Molecule: messenger RNA, 1767 nt
Organism: Funneliformis mosseae
Lineage: Eukaryota; Fungi; Glomeromycota; Glomeromycetes; Glomerales; Glomeraceae
Source: the annotation of a GenBank genome assembly
AUGAUUAAUGAGCUCGUCAACUCCUUGUUAGACGGAGACCGUCCUGGAACACCAUCGAAAGCUGAAGAUACAGAAUCUGAAAAAGUGAUACCCUCACAUCAUGCACGUCACAGUUCUGUUUCGACAGGCUACGGUAUUUCUCCUGUAACUUCAACUCCUCAAAGUCCGAGCGUAACGGUGCCUCCUCGAUAUAUUCCGGAAUUCUCUUCAUUUGAAGCAGUGAUAUUAGAUAUUGCUCCAAAGGAACUCGUACUUUACAGUAAAGAAGUCCAAACUGAUGAAAAUUCUUUUGGACCAUCACCACCUGAUGAACAUGAAAUUCGUGCUAAAAUCUUAAAAGAACAAGAAGAAAAAGAAAAGGCACGUCAAGCUGCUUUGGAAGAAGAAAAAUUAAAAAUCGAAGCGGAAAAGAAACGAGCACAACAACUUAAAGAUUUAUCGGAAGAAGAUAGAAAAAAGAUUCUUGUUUCAAAUGAAUUUGCUAAAUUUAUUGAUCAUUCAACUAAAAUUGUUGAACGAGCGCUUAAUGAAAAUUAUGACUUUAUGAAAGAUUAUUCAAUCAUUAAAGAUAAUGAAAAUGAUGAUCAAUCAGGAUCUAGGGUUAAAAAUUUACAUUCGUUCUUUGAUGAACGAUGGACCAAAAACCGGUCAGUCACCGAUGUAAAUUGGUCACACAAAAAUCCUGAACUAUGCGUUGCUUCAUAUAAUAAAAAUCCUUUUGCAUUGAAUGAACCAGAUGGUGUUGCUUUAGUAUGGAGCUUACAAUUAUUAGAUCGACCCGAAUAUAUUUUCCAUUCACAGUCGGACGUUCUUACAACCAUGUUUUCCGAAUUUCAUCCAACUCUUGUAAUAGGAGGAACAUAUUCAGGCCAAAUAGUGCUUUGGGAUAUGAGGGCAAAAUCUUUGCCUGUUCUCAAAACACCACUCUCAGCUUCUGGACAUACUCAUCCCGUAUAUUCAAUGCAAAUGGUUGGAACACAAAAUGCUCAUAAUCUCAUCACUGCAAGUACGGAUGGAUUAAUUUGUUCCUGGCAAUUGGAUAUGUUGGUCCAACCACAGGAAACACUAGAAUUGGUUCACUCCGAACAUAGCAAGACUGAUGAAGUUUCGGUUACAGCACUCGGUUUUCCGGAUAAUGAAACUGCUGCCUUCUGGGUUGGAACCGAAGAAGGUGUUUGUUAUCAAGCUAAUCGAUAUGGACGUGCUGGCGGUAAAGCUGGUAUUAAUCAAUAUGAUGUUUACAAAGGACAUUGGGGGCCUAUUACUGGUCUUCAUUUCCAUCCUAUUUCUGGACCAGUUGACUUUUCAGAUUUAUAUUUGACUUCUUCUGUGGACUGGACUUGUAAAUUAUGGAGAGCCAAAUCAAUUUCAAAACCAUCAACUUCACCACAAUCAAUCACUCCAUUAUAUUCAUUUGAGAGUGCUGAUGAUUAUGUUUAUGACGUUAAAUGGUCUCCUAAACAUCCAGCUCUGUUCGCUUCCGUAGAUGGUACAGGAAAAUUUUCUGUGUGGAAUUUGAAUAUUGACACAGAGGUACCAAUUGUAAGUACCCAAGUUGGAAGCCAAGCCAAAGCUUUGAAUAAAAUUAAUUGGGAUAAAGAAGGACGAAAGACAGCAAUUGGUUCUUCAGAUGGACGUAUUCAUAUUUAUGAUAUUGGAGAGUUGGCAUACCCGCGCGAUGACGAAUGGUUUAUAAUGCAAAAAACAAUUUCCGAAAUGAUUAAUACCACCGAAAGUCAUAGCGGAAGAUAUGCAAUUGCUAAGUAA